Galeopterus variegatus (Sunda flying lemur) is the source of this 3508-nucleotide messenger RNA. It is a transcript of the gene SLC38A4, whose product is annotated as solute carrier family 38, member 4. Gene Ontology annotation, molecular function: amino acid transmembrane transporter activity. NCBI's taxonomy places the organism in Eukaryota, Metazoa, Chordata, Mammalia, Dermoptera, Cynocephalidae. Bases 1 to 1644 code for a protein of 547 amino acids. Gene Ontology annotation, biological process: amino acid transmembrane transport. The record is from RefSeq and is a predicted model, not a curated record. The transcript is spliced from 17 exons.
AUGGAUCCCAUGGAACUGAGAAAUGUCAACAUCGAACCAGAUGAUGAGAGCAGCAGUGGAGAAAGUGUUCAAGAUAGCUACACCGGGAUGGGAAAUUUAGAAAAGGCCCCAGUGAGCAGUCAAUUUGCUAAUGAAGAUACUGAAAGCCAGAAAUUCCUGACAAAUGGAUUUUUGGGGAAAAAGAAGCUGGCAGAUUACGACGAUGAGCAUCAUCCUGGAGCCACGUCCUUUGGAAUGUCCUCAUUCAACCUGAGUAAUGCAAUCAUGGGCAGUGGAGUCCUGGGCUUGUCCUACGCCAUGGCCAACACGGGAAUCAUACUUUUUAUAAUCAUGCUGCUUGCCGUGGCAAUAUUAUCACUCUAUUCAGUUCACCUUUUAUUAAAGACAGCCAAGGAAGGAGGGUCCUUAAUUUAUGAAAAAUUAGGGGAAAAGGCAUUUGGAUGGCCUGGAAAAAUUGGAGCUUUUAUUUCCAUUACAAUGCAGAACAUUGGAGCGAUGUCAAGCUACCUCUUUAUUAUUAAAUAUGAACUACCUGAAGUAAUCAGAGCAUUCAUGGGACUUGAAGAAAAUACUGGAGAAUGGUACCUCAAUGGCAACUACCUCGUCAUAUUUGUGUCUGUUGGAGUUAUUCUUCCACUUUCUCUUCUUAAAAAUUUAGGUUACCUUGGUUAUACCAGUGGAUUUUCUCUUACUUGCAUGGUGUUUUUUGUCAGUGUGGUGAUUUACAAGAAAUUCCAAAUACCCUGCCCUUUGCCUGUUCUGGAUCAUAAUGUUGGAAACAUGACGUUCAAUAUCACACUUCCGGUGCACGUGGUAAUAUUACCCAACAACUCUGAGAGUACUGGUGUGAACUUCAUGAUGGAUUACACCCACCGCAGUCCUGCAGGGCUGGAUGACAACCAGGCCAAGGGCUCUCUUCAUGGCAGUGGAGUAGAAUAUGAAGCCCACAGUGAGGACAAGUGCCAACCCAAAUACUUUGUAUUCAACUCCCGGACGGCCUAUGCAAUCCCUAUCCUAGCAUUUGCUUUUGUAUGCCACCCUGAGGUCCUUCCCAUCUACAGUGAACUUAAAGAGCGGUCCCGGAGGAAGAUGCAGACAGUGUCAAAUAUUUCCAUCACAGGGAUGCUUGUCAUGUACCUUGUUGCUGCCCUCUUUGGUUACCUGACCUUCUAUGGAGAAGUUGAAGAUGAAUUACUUCAUGCUUACAGCAAAGCAUAUACAUUUGACACCCCUCUUCUCAUGGUACGCCUGGCAGUCCUUGUGGCAGUAACACUAACUGUGCCCAUUGUCCUGUUCCCAGUAAGAACAUCAGGAACACACAUGGUUCUCCCGACAGCGNCCUUCAGCUGGAUAAGACAUUUUUUGAUUGCGGCCAUACUUAUUACACUUAAUAAUGUUCUGGUCAUCCUUGUGCCAACUAUAAAAUACAUCUUUGGAUUCACAGGGGCUUCUGCUGCCACUAUGCUGAUUUUCAUCCUUCCAGCAGCUUUUUAUCUUAGACUUGUCAAGAAGGAACCCCUUAGGUCACCCCAAAAGAUCGGGGCUUUAAUUUUCCUUUUGGUUGGAAUCAUCUUUAUGAUUGGAAGCAUGGCGCUCAUUAUAAUUGACUGGAUUUACAAUCCUCCAAAUUCCAAGCAUCACUAACCCACGGAAAAUAACUUGGUUUCCAUUGGAAAUGGUUGCAAGUUAUGCUUCAAAAGACACUUGAGAUAUCUUGACGGGAAUGUUAUUCAUAGGAAAUAACAGGAAGAUUCCAAAGACGUUUACUAGUAAUAUCACCAGACACCUAUGGAAGAGAAAAUCAUCAUUUUUGUCAAGAAUGGCUGUUCAUGUGUUUAAAAUCUGCAGUGCACAUUUCUAGCCAGGUUUUAGUAGAGCAGUGUGAGAUGAUCAAGGUGUAUUUUUGCUGCUGUACAAGCAGAAUAAGGUAGCUGCAUGUAAUGGCCAUCAAAUAAUACCCUUCCCCCAAUCUUCUACCCUCCCUCCAUCCCCCCCAAAAAGUACCAAAUACUUGUAUUCUCAGAACAUCAAACAAAAAUGCCCUGGUUGCAAAGCUAUCACCACUUAAUGCCUUACCCCUAGUCUUGCACCACAUACUCUGGGUCUGUUUGCUAACAGAGGUCAAAGUCAUGUCUUAUGAACUGUCCCUGUAAGGUGCAUGAGUGUUCAGACACUGGUCUAGAACAUCUUAUUGUUAACAGUUAAAGAAUAUUAUGCCCAUUCUGUUUGUGACAUUGAAUUAGUGACUUCCUCAUUCAAUGGAUUUUUUUGGUAAAUGUUAAAACAUCUUACUAAACAUAGAGAGGGGCUUUACUUAAAUUUUAGAGCAACUACAAAAAUAAUGCUUAUAGUUAAACUGCCUGUUCUAAAAGCAUCUGCUUUCUAAUGUCAUUUCUAGUUCUCUUGUUAUACUUUUGUCAUUGAACAAUGCUCUCCCUCUCGUCUUCCAUUCUCAUUCAGAAUUUUUAGAAGACCACAAUUCAUGUGGAGAUACACUACCCAGUAUUGUUUGAUACAUUUGUAUUUGAUAAACAUUCAGUUCAGGAAACUGUGAUUUGCUGUAUGUUUAUGUAUAUAAUCUUAUUCUGUAGUCAUCAGAAUGUUAACGUAUGGUACAUUUGAUUUUUAUUUUUUACAUGUGUAGUUUUCUCUCUUCACAGUAAAAACAUUUAUAUUAUUGGGGGUGGGGCAGGGAAUUAAGUUAGUGGGCUCAAAAAUCCAUUUGUGUAUAUAUGUCUAUUGGGGAUAUUUUAAAUUUGAAACCUAAGUUAUAUAUAGUCUAGUAAUGCUCUUCUUCAAUGUUUACAAUAAUAUCAUAAUUAUCUACAAAAAAUAAGUCCCUUAUUUGCAAAUAAUUAUCAGUACUAAAGUUGUUCUUUAAAUUUAGCAUGUCUAAAAUAGGAUUUAGUUCCUUUUAGCUUGCACAUUUGUCAUUUAGUACAAUGUUGAGUAAUUCUCCAAAAAAAAUAAAAGUGCUAACACUUCAAAGAAAUGCAAACCAUCAAUCUUGUUCACUUCGAUACUUACAUGAAAUGGAUUUAAAAACUACCAUUCACUGCCUAGAAUUUCUGGAGUUUGCUACUUUUUUUUUCCAAGUUGGUAGCAAGAACACUUCUUGAACAUUUUAUAUUUUAGUAAAGCCAAGUAUGAAAUAGAAGUAUCACACAAGUAUAACAAUAUUAAAUCAAAUUUCAGUAGUUUUUGUGAAAUGUGCCUAAGAAAUUGUAUAUUUGUUUUAUGUAUUAUUUCCUAGAGGCAUAAUACUGUAAAGUGGUGCACUUUGUUAUCGAAAUUGAGCAUUACUAGAAACUAUCAUAACUUUUUAGUUGCUAUUAUUUGGAAUAAAUUUUUCAAAUACCAUCUUUAAGAUAUAUUUCCAUUUUAAUUCAUCUAAAGAGUGUAUCAAAAUAGAAAGUGGAAAAAGGUAUUUUCUGAAUGUUAAAAAAUGUUUAAUCUGAAUAUAUUUAAAUGUAAAUAUCAAAGAUUAAUCCAAAAAAUUGGAAAACUA